CCAGCGGCCAGCGGCGGACCCGGGGCACCUCGGCCAGCAGCGUGGUGCCCUCGGUUCCCCAGCAUGGCCCCCUCGGCCUGGGCCAUCUGCUGCCUCCUGGGGGGCCUCCUGCUCCACGGGGGCAGCCCCACCCCUGGCCCCAGCGUGCCCCGCCUGCGGCUCUCCUACCGAGAUCUCCUGUCUGCCAACCGUUCAGCUGUCUUUCUGGGUCCCCGGGGCUCCCUGGACCUUCGGGCCAUGUACCUGGAUGAGUACCGGGACCGCCUUUUUCUGGGGGGCCGUGAUGCCAUCUACUCUCUGCGGCUAGACCAGUCGUGGCCGGAUCCCCGGGAGGUCCAGUGGCCACCGCAGCCAGGACAGAAGGAGGAGUGUGUUCGCAAGGGAAGAGAUCCUUUGGUGGAGUGUGCCAACUUCGUACGGGUGCUGCAGCCCCACAACCGGACCCACCUGCUGGCGUGCGGCACUGGGGCCUUUCAGCCCACCUGUGCCCUCAUCACGGUCGGGCACCGUGGGGAGCAUGUGCUCCACCUUGAGCCCAGCAGUGUGGAAAGUGGGCGGGGGCGGUGCCCACAUGAGCCCAGCAGUCCCUUCGCCAGCACCUCUGUAGGUGGGGAGCUGUACACGGGCCUCACGGCUGACUUCCUGGGGCGCGAGGCCAUGAUCUUCCGGAGUGGGGGUCCCCGGCCAGCUUUGCGUUCUGACUCUGACCAGAACCUCCUACAUGACCCACGGUUUGUGAUGGCCGCCCGCAUUGCUGACAACUCUGACCAGGAUGAUGACAAGGUGUACUUCUUCUUCUCGGAAACUGUGCCCUCACCCGAUGGUGGCCCAGGCCGUGUCACCGUCAGCCGCGUCGGCCGUGUCUGCGUGAAUGACCUCGGUGGCCAGCGCGUGCUGGUGAGCAAAUGGAGCACUUUCCUCAAGGCCAGGCUGGUGUGCUCGGUGCCUGGCCCUGGUGGUGCCGAGACCCACUUUGACCAGCUGGAGGACGUGUUCCUGCUGUGGCCCAGCUCAGGGAAGACCCUCGAGGUGUAUGCUCUGUUUAGCACAGUCAGUGCCGUGUUCCAGGGAUUCGCUGUCUGCGUGUACCACAUGGAGGAUAUCUGGGAGGUCUUCAAGGGGCCCUUUGCCCACCAAGAUGGUCCCCAGCACCAGUGGGGACCCUAUGGGGGCAAGGUGCCCUUCCCUCGGCCUGGAGUGUGCCCCAGCAAGAUGACAGCACAGCCAGGACGACCCUUUGGCAGCACCAAGAACUAUCCAGAUGAGGUGCUGCAAUUUGCCCGAGCCCACCCACUUAUGUUCUGGCCCGUGCGGCCACGGCGGGGCCGCCCCGUGCUUGUCAAAACGCAUCUGGCCCAGCAGUUGCACCAGAUCGUGGUGGACCGUGUGGAGGCGGAGGACGGGACCUACGACGUCAUCUUCCUGGGGACUGACUCAGGCUCCGUGCUCAAGGUCAUCGCUCUCCAGGGUGGGGGCUCCACUGAGUCUGAGGAGGUGGUAUUGGAGGAGCUCCAGGUGUUUAAGGUGCCAACACCCAUCACCGAGAUGGAGAUCUCUGUCAAAAGGCAAACGCUGUACGUGGGCUCGAGACUAGGCGUGGCCCGGCUGCGGCUGCACCAGUGUGAAACUUACGGCAGUGCCUGUGCUGAGUGCUGCCUGGCCCGAGACCCAUACUGUGCCUGGGACGGUGCCUCCUGUGCCCGCUACAGGCCUGGCCCUGGCAAGCGCCGGUUCCGCAGGCAGGACAUCCGGCACGGCAACCCUGCCCUGCAGUGUCUGGCUGAGAGCCAGGAAGAGGAGGCUGCAGGCUCCGCAGCAGCCAUCACGGUCUACGGCACGGAGCACAACAGCACCUUCCUGGAGUGCCUGCCCAAGUCUUCCCAGGCGGCCGUGCACUGGUUCGUGCAGAGGCCAGGGGGCCAGGGGCCUGACCAGGUCAAGACAGAUGAGCGGGUGCUGCAGACAGAGCAGGGGCUGUUAUUCCGCAGACUCAGCCACCUGGACGCCGGCACCUACACCUGCAAGACACUGGAGCAUGGCUUCUCCCAGACCGUGGUCCGCCUGGCUCUGGAGGUGAUCGCGGCCUCACAGCUCCACGGCCUGUUUCCCCGGGAGCCGAGGCCGGAGGAGCCCCCAGCGCGGGGGGGCCUGGCCUCUGCCCGCUCCAAGGCCUGGUAUAAGGACAUCCUGCAGCUCAUCGGCUUUGCCGACCUGCCGCGGGUAGACGAGUACUGCGAGCGCGUGUGGUGCUCCUCCAGGAGCCGGGGCAAACAGGCCAAGGGCAAGAGCUGGCCGGGGCCGGAGCUGGGCAAGAAGGUGAAGAGCCGGGUGCAGGCCGAGCGCAAUCGGACACCCCGGGAGGUGGAGGCCGCAUAGAAGAGCAUAGAGCAGAGGGUGGUCGGGAGGGACCGGGUGGCCCAGCAGCCCCCAGAGUCUCCCACCCACCCAGCGAGGGCAGAGGGGGGCCCGCAUGCCCAACUGCCUCUUAGAGAUAGAGGAGUCUCUGCCCCCCGAAAUUCUACCAGGCUGCCCCCAGGAAAGGCUGGGGUCCGAUGGAGCGCCCCGUGUCCGAGGCCUGUUCCCUGCCCCUCUGUGCUCCCAGUCCUAGCUGGAGCCAGCCUCCCUCUGGCUGCUGCCAAGCCCAGUGGACCUGCUGUUUGUUCUCAGAUAUGGCCCCCAGAGCACAUUUCCGGUUGUGCCCGGUGGUGAGAGGGCUGGGUGGGUCUUUCCCAGCAGGCAGAACAAUGGCCAUUCUGAGUGACCCUUGGAGUGGUUGUGUGGGUGUGUCCGAGGAGGUGCCUGGGUGGGGGGCCCUUAGGCAGUGGGAGGAAGAUGGAAGUUGCCUCCCAGGUAGCACCCGUUUAAGGGGA
Messenger RNA from Lontra canadensis (Northern American river otter), 2870 nucleotides. RefSeq names its product semaphorin 3G (gene SEMA3G). The coding region runs from base 64 to 2376 and encodes 770 amino acids. The transcript has 16 exons. Gene Ontology annotation, molecular function: chemorepellent activity; semaphorin receptor binding. The record is from RefSeq and is a predicted model, not a curated record. Gene Ontology annotation, biological process: axon guidance; semaphorin-plexin signaling pathway; negative chemotaxis. Lineage: Eukaryota; Metazoa; Chordata; Mammalia; Carnivora; Mustelidae.